GAUAUUGAUGUAGUUUGUGCCCGUGACUUAGCAGGCAAGCAAUCCUGGGUAACGGGUGUCAGCUUUGUUUUGUAAAUACCAUAAACAACAGAAAAUCUGCAGAUGCUGAAAAUCCAAGCAACACGCACAAAAUGUUGGGAGGAACUCAGCAGGCCAGGCAGCAUCAAUAGAAAAGUGUGAAGGGGUUUGGGCCAAAAUGUAGACUGUUCUGUUUUCCAUAGAUGCAAUCUGGCCUGCUGAGUCCCUCCAGCCUUUUGUGUGUAUUACUGACCAACCAUAACAGGGUACCUAAUGACUGACCUUUAACAUGUAUUGUCAAAAGUAAGCUUGUCAUCAAAGUACAUGUAUGUCGCCAUAUACAAGUGUGAGAUCUGUAUUUGUUGCCUUGCUCAGUCAGUCCAUGAAACAGAAUAGAGUCAAUGAAAGAACCCAUCCAACAAGUUGGACAAACCAAUGUGCAAAAGACAACAAACUGUGCAAAUACAAAAGAAAUUAACAAAUAAGUAAUAGACAUUGAGAACGAGAUAAAGUGCUUGGUUGUGAGAAUAUUUCAAUUACAGGGCAAGUGAAGUUGAGUGAAGCUAUUCCCUUGGGUUCAAGAUGGUUGAGGGGUAAUAACUGUUUGUGGGCCUGGUGGUCUGAGUCCUGUACCACCUUCCUGAUGGCAGCAGCAGGAAGUGAGCAGGGUCCCUGAUAAUAGAUGCUGUUUUCCUGAGCUAGUGUUGCAUGCAGAUGUUUUCAAUGGUUGGGAAAGCUUUACCCAUGAGGGACUGAACCAUAUCCACUGCUUUUUGUAGGACUUUUCAUUCAAGGGCAUUGGUGUUUCCAUACCAAGCAGUGAUACAACCAGUCCAUAUAUUCUCCACACAUCUGUAGGUUUGUCAAGUUCUAGAUGUCAUGCCAAAUGUUCACAGACUUAAGGAAGUUGAGGCACUGCCAUCAACUUUCUUUGUAAUUGCACUUGUAUGUUGGGUCCAGGACAGAUCUUCUGAAAUGAUGACGCCAAGGAAUAAGGUUGCUGACUCUCUCCACCUUUGAUCCCCCAAUGAGGACUCUACAUGGACCUCUGCUUUCCUCCUCCUGAAGUGAAGAAUCAACUCCUUGGUCUUGCUGACACUGAGCAAGAGAUGGCCAUGGAUACUCGGUUCACCAGGGGCAAGUCGGUCAUCCUGGAGCGAUCGAUCACUCGCCCCAAGUCUGAGGUCAGCCUGAGCGCCUUUGCCCUGCUGUUCUCUGAGAUUGUCCAAUACUGUCAGAACCGCGUCUACUCUGUGUCAGAGCUACAGAACAAGCUGUCGGAGCUAGGCCAGCAGGUGGGGGUGCGGAUCUUGGACGUGCUGGUAAUGCGAGAAAAGAACGGCAAGCGGGAGACCAAGGUCAUUAACGUGCUGCUCUUUAUCAAGGUCAAUGUGUGGAAGGCCCUGUUUGGCAAAGAGGCAGACAAGCUGGAGCAAGCCAAUGAUGAUGACAAGACCUAUUACAUCAUUGAGAAAGAGCCACUUAUCAAUGCCUACAUCUCGGUGCCCAAGGAGAACAGCACACUCAACUGUGCCUCCUUCACAGCAGGCAUUGUAGAGGCCAUCCUCUCUUACAGUGGCUUCCCUGCCAAGGUGACAGCUCACUGGCACAAAGGCACUACCCUUAUGAUCAAGUUUGACGAGUCUGUCAUUGCACGUGACAAAACCUUGGAUGGACGAUAAGAUGACCCGUUUGUGGCCGUCACUCUAAAUGCCUGGAUGCACCCCCUCUAUCGCACUUCUCACUGAUGAUCUACCCAAAGAUGUCAAGACCGUAACUAUGUGCAGUGUUAAGAUAACUUUGUCUCUACCUGCCCAACUCAUUCCCCAACUGAGGACUGUCGAUCGUAACAACAUUUUGUUGUUUAUCUAUGUCCCAAGUUCUGCUUGUACCAGGUUUUUGGUGUUCCUGGACUUUAAUGCUUUAGGAAAUAUAAAUAAGGAUUUGCAAUCUGGUAUAUCUGUUGUAUGUGGAAAUUAGCAAUGUAUAUUAAAACAGUUACAAAAUCCCA
Messenger RNA from Hypanus sabinus (Atlantic stingray), 2029 nucleotides. It is a transcript of the gene trappc5, whose product is annotated as trafficking protein particle complex subunit 5. The transcript is spliced from 2 exons. The record is from RefSeq and is a predicted model, not a curated record. Gene Ontology annotation, biological process: endoplasmic reticulum to Golgi vesicle-mediated transport. The coding region runs from base 1059 to 1700 and encodes 213 amino acids. NCBI's taxonomy places the organism in Eukaryota, Metazoa, Chordata, Chondrichthyes, Myliobatiformes, Dasyatidae. Gene Ontology annotation, cellular component: TRAPPI protein complex; TRAPPII protein complex; TRAPPIII protein complex.